GCGCAAUAUUUUUCCCACCCGAGGGCAAAGCCUCAUAAGGCUACAAAUUGAGGCUGAUUGUGGCUUGAUGUUGAGGGAAACCUUCCUCUACUGCCAAGAGCCCACAUAUCUGAGGCCAAGAUGGAGGCCCUGCUGACAACCUCUUUCCCAAAAGCCCAGGGGGAAGAACAGAUCCCCCAUAAUGUUGAUCCCUGCUGUAUGAAGCCAACUAGCUUCCAUAGAUCCGUUUUGGGUCCGGAUACCAGGAAAGGGAGGGUUGUGCAACUAAGGACCUUGAUUCUGCAUGGAUCCGACUUGUGGGGAGGCCACAGGAGGGGGUUGGACUAGAUGGCCCUUGAAGUCCCUUCCAACUCUGCGAUGCACCACUGAAGAGCCUUUUUGGAGUGAAAUGCUGACGAUCUCACAACUUCCUUCUCCCCCUGAAAGUGAUCCUUGUCCCCUUGCACCUUGUGACUCCCAAAUAGAUAAGAGGAGAAGUGGCCUCUGUGACCGAAACAGACUUGUGCUUUAAGAGGGGACCAACGCAAGUCGAGACAAACUCAAGCAAGAGAGCCACUUGGAGGCAAGAUUCAUCCGUUUUCCACGUUUCUGGUAAGACGCGUUUGCACAUUAGACGUUGUCGCGGCUUCUUUUGUUGUCAAAGGCUUCUUUUGCAUGGCUGCUGCAAACCGUUCCAGGUGGCAUACUGCAGAGGGGACUUUGUGACGGGAUCUUGCGCUGAUGAUGCCCUCGCCUCCUGCUCUCUGGCUCUUUGGAAAGGCCACGAAUCCAUCCUGAUUUGGCCCAGACUUGGAGCUAAAGGAAUGAAGGCUGCAGCGCAAGGCUCUCCUGGGCUUUGGGGUGGGACUAGGGGGACCCCUGCCCUGACUCCUAAGAUGCUGAGCACCUCUGCUGCUGCCAGUUGCUUCCUUGCAGGAGGGAGGGGGCAGGCGGCUGUGGACCAUCUGGGCUAUUGCAUCCUGGACAUUUCUGUGUGUUCCCUUGGUUUGUUUUACCAGCCUCCAUCAAUUAAUGAGAAAGUAUUUCAGUCACUGAUGGCAUCCCCCAUUGCUUAUUCUUCUGUACUCUCUGCCCCUUUCUCCUAUUUUAAGACUGCCACAUGUGUGAGAUUGCUCUUAAUCCUUGCAAUUUGGGGGAGACCUGCAUCAGAUCUCUUUCUCUCCCUCUCUGCCCUACCUUUCCUUUGGCCUCAUCUUGGGGGAAAGCUGGGGGUGUCAAGAGAAACUGAGGGAUCUUCAAAGGGUUGGCAUCCUGCCCAGUUUCUGCAAGCACAAUCAGAGCAUACGUGGAACUCAGCUCCAACUCCACUUCUGCUAUCUCACACCUUUGGCUUUUCCCCCACUCUGUAUAGGAGGAAUCUUCCCUCCUUGCAAAGUGAUGGAAUGAAAGGUCUGCUGCCCAGGAAGAGAGGCUGAGAGCAGGUGGCAAAUUGCAGAACCCAUUUCCCUGGCAGAUCUCUUGUGCUGCUGAAAUGUGUACUGCCUUGAAGUCAGUUUAACUGAGGUGAUGAGAGUAGGCAUUAAUGCUUAUUUUUCUAAUCUAGCAGGAAUCAAACUUCCUAUGAGUGAAUACAAAAAUGUUGAUCAUAAGCAAGGUUAAUAUAGAAUAAAUACAAGACAGCAGGGCAUACAUUGAACAUGUAAACAAGGUUUAUAGUGAUUGCAGCUAAAGGCAGCAAGCCUGAAAUCUCCUUAGCAGAUUUUGUGAGCACAGGCAAAGUCUUGGCACUUAACCAGGGUUUGUGUUUGUUGACUUGGACAGAAAGGGAUGCUCAUCCAAUAUGCAGAUGACUCUGAACUGGGAAGGGUACUUAAUACUGAAGAAGAAAGAAUCCAUAUUCAAUAUGACUGUAACAGACUAAAGAACUGGGGCAAGACUAACAACACUAAUUUCAAUGGGGAUAAAAUGUCAGUUUCUGCACUUAGAAGUAAUAAACAGAUGCACAAAUAUAAGAUGGGGACACCUGGCUUGCUGGCAGUAUAUGUCGAAAGGAUCCAGGGGUCUUAGUAGACCACAAGCUAAAAAUGAGUCAACAGUGAGAUGCAGCAGUAAAAAAAAACCCCAACCUAAUUCAAUCCUAGGCUGCAUCAACAGAAGUCUAGUGUCCAGAUGAAAGGAAGUAAUAGUUCCACCCUAUUCUGCCUUGGUCAGACCUCACCUGGAAUACUGUGUCCAGUUCUGGGCACCACAAUUUAAGAAGGAUGUUGACAAGCUGGAAGGUGGUUGGGAUGACCUUCCCUGGUAGAAUAUCACAAACAUGUCUGUGGUGGGAUGAACAGCUGGGUGCUGGAGGCACCUAAUGCCCCAUCAGGUGUGGUCCUGGUCUCUUUGAAUGUGGGGUAAGGAUACUACUCUGAAGGAAGCCCUCCUUGGAUAUCUAAAUUUCUACGAAAAGGGAAAGAAUUGGGAGCAAACAUGAGCAGCCUUGUCUUGUAAGCUUGGCCCUGCUCUUCUCCCUUUUGACAGCUUCAAGAUUAUUCCAGCCACACACUCCUACCAAAUCUGCAACUGUUUCUGCCAACCCAUUAAUAGCCUGGCCAGUAAUCUGGCUGCUGCAUUCUAGACUGAUUGAUUUUUCCAAGAGGGGCUGGAUCUGGUGUGCAGAGUGAAGGGAGUUCAGACUGGGCUCUUCCAAGUGCAGUGAAAGCAAAAGAGGCGAAGGCACAGGGAUCUCAAGUUCACAGCUGGUCAAGGCCAGUUGUAAGGAAGGUUUCUCCCCAGCCAGAGCCUUUCCCAGAAAGGGAGAGAUUUCCUUUCACCAGUGUAAAUACAUCCCACACCACAGCUGGUUAGGGUUUUCUGGUCAGGUGUGUGUGUGUGUGUUGGAGAAUAUAAUUUCAUAAAACUAUCAUUUUGAUUAUUCCAUUUACUUUUGGGUUUAUAGCCCAGCUAAACUGAAAAGGUCUCUACCAGCCUUUUACAGUACAGAACUAGCUGCUUUUAGGGACUGCAUGUAAUGAAUGUCCGUUCCAGAACACUGAAAAGAAAAGAAUAAAUUGUUAUGGGGUCUAUGGUGGUCACCGUAUGCCUGAAAAGAGAAUCGGCUAGACAGGGCAACUGGGAUUAAUCUUGAAUUGUUUUGCAGACAGAUGGAAAAGGGUAUUGGGAGACAUUUAAUGAACAGGAAACGUAGUCAAAGUCUUAAUAAAGAAAGACACUGGAAAUGGUUAAAUGUAAAUGGAUGCUUUAGCUGAGAUUCCUGCAUUGCAGGGGGUUGGACUAGAUUACUCUAGGGGGGUCCCUUCCAAGACACCUGGAGUACUUUGUAAGGUUCAGGGCACCACAGUUUAGGAAAGAUACUGACAAGCUGGAACGUGUGCUGGGGCAGGAGACCAAGAUGAUGAAGGGUCAGGAAACCAAGCUUUUGGGGGGAGUGGUUGGGGGAGUUGGGUGUGGUUAGCCUGGAGAAGAGAAGACUGAGACAUGAUAUGAGAGCCAUCUUGAAAUACCUGAAGGGCUGACACAGGGAAGAUGGAACAGGCUCUUUGCUGCUGGUCCAGGGAGCAGGACCUGAACCAAUGGAUUCAAAUGUCAAGAAAUGACUUUCCAGCUGAGCAUUAGGAAGAACCUGCUGACGGAAGGAGCUGUUCGACUGUGGGACACACUUCCUUGUUGUUAGGUGGUGGUCUCUCCUUCCUUGGAGGUUUUCAAGCAGAGGUUGGAUGGCCAUCUGACCUGGAUGCUUUAGUUGAGAUUCCGUCAGGGAUUCCUCACCUGUGGGUUGCAGGGGGUUGGACUAGAUGACCUUUGGGUGUGCCUUCCAACUCUACAAUUCUGUGCUCCUCUACAAAAGAUUUUCUACAAGUUAUUUGACUCCCAUUGUGCCAUGAACUUCUUGGUGCAGCACAAGUAGUAAUAUAAGAGAGCAGCAACUUCCAUUUCAGCUUGUAUUCAUCAUGAUCAGUGCUGUUUUCAAUGCAGUUUGUUUCUGCCAAAUACUACUUUGUGUAUCUCGCUGUUAGCUAUGGCAGCAUCAUUCGUGAUUCCUGCCAUAAUUAUUGUUGUCGUUAUGUGAUUUGGCUGGCUGCAUGUGUGAGUUCCCCACUUUGAUAGCCUCCUUGAAUACUGCGCCAGAUAGCUGAGAUAUAAAACUGGUGGUGGUAGUGGUAAUGGUAAAAUAUUUCUCUACUAUCCGAAAUGUUCUCAGCAGGCACAAUUCUCUGCCAAACGGAAAUUCAGUGUAGGAAGCACCCAGUGGUUGUGCAUGGAAAAUAUUGAUCUUCCCUUCCAGCUCCUGUGACCCCUUGUGCCCCCCCAAACCCUUUCCAGAGGGCCUGGAUAGUGUCGUGUCUGCCAUACAGGGCUGCAGUGGGAUUCACCUGACUUUGGGCCUAGGAAUCCUGUCCAAGCAGAACCCCCAUUGGCACAUGAUCCCUUUGCCCAGUUUCAGGGUGAUUUCCCCUCCCACCUCAAUUCUGUGUGACACAGUCCGCUUUGUUCAGGGUGCAGGGAUCAGAGGAUAGAGUUUUCAGCUGCUACAGGGGGCUGUGGAUGGGAGGGAAGCAAGAAAAUGAUCAGUUGCACAAGCUUUCUUGAACAUGUGCAACUAUUGCAUACAAACUUCUAACCCCCCCCCCCAAUGAUGUGACAUUCCCCCCUCCCUUUUGGGGGGGUCUUGAAGGCAUGUUGGCCUCCCUCUUUGGAUGGUAGUGCUAAUCUUCCUCUUUUCCCCACACACUUUGCAUGCCGAAUAAUCUUUCCAGAGUCCUUCACACCUCUUGUUUCUUGCAGGGAGGUGAAGGCAGGAGAGCAACCUGGACCAGAGCCAUGGACAGAUCAGACGACACGGUUGAAAUACCAGCCCUGGGCCGCCCAUUCCAGCUGGGGAUGCUGUACGACUGUCGUAAAGAUGCCCUCAUCCCAGGUAGAGCUGGUGCAAGGAAGAGCUUAUGCUGAAAAGGGAAACAUUACUCAUAUCAAGAUUAGCAGUCGGCCCAAACAGUGCAGUUUCAGUGCUAAAUGUGCUCCUCUAAUUCAUUUUCAACAUCCCUUACUGUCUGCUUCCACAUCUUUUGCCAAAGUUUGUGUUCCUUUAUGUUCUCUUCAUUUGGACAAGAUUUCCAUUUAUUAAAAAGAAGGCCCUUUGCCUCCUAUAGCUUCUUUGCUCCUUAACCUUGCUGGUAUCGUCUUGGCCCAUAACAUCAUCAUCAUCAUCAUCUGCCAAUAAAGAUUCAGCAGGUGUGUUCUGUUUCAAUUUUUUAAAGCUUGCUGAAAACCUUUCUACUCCACCAGGCCUAUGCAGACCAUUAAGAAUACAUCUUUCCACAAUUAUUACUGUAGGUAAAAAACCAGGACUUUUUUUCAGCCAGAACCUCCCAGAACUCAGUUCCGGCACCUCUCAGGUGGGCACCAUUGCAUUAUAAGAGAAGAAGGGAAGCAUUCAUGGAGAGUUCUGGCAUCUUUUUUUCUUGAAAAAUACCACAUUAAACAUAAAAAACUUCCCUAAACAGGGCUGCCUUCAGAUGUCUUCUAUAGGUUGUCUAGUUACUUUUCUCCUUGGCUCAGGGGUCACAUAACUCCACACCCUCCAACAUUUCUCUGAUGAAAAUAAGGAUGUCCUAAGCCUAAGGGAAAGCGGAACAUUCAGGGAUCAAAUCAGAAACCGGGAUGGCUCCUGUAAAUCCAAGACUGUCGCUGGAAAAUAGGGACACCUGGAGGGACUGUAAUCCAUUGUGGUGUUCCUGUACCAAUAAAUUAACAACUUUCACCACUGUAACUGUUAUGUGUGCCGGUGUGGUUGCUCAAGAGCGAACAGGCAAGACUCCCACUGGUCUUUUCAAAGCUUUAUUAUCCAAAACAUUCACUGUGCAGAGCGUCUCAAUUGCAUGUCUGCUCAGUCGCUAGCAGAAUCUGGGAGUGGGCGGUCCUUAAACUUUUGACACCCAUCCUACGCCUCCCCUCUCUGCGCUUAAAUCAACUGCGCAGAGAGGGUGUGGGCAAAGGGGGACCUUCCUCCCCCUCGCUUUGCUCAGGCUCGGUGUUGCAGCUCUCUCUAGCAUCCUCCGAGCCCUGCAUCCCUUCCCCACUGGAGGCGUGGCUUCCCUCCAAGCCAUAGGAAGAGCUGCUAUGCACAAUCUUUGGAGGCUCCCUGUAACACAGCUGCUCUUCCACCUCUGAGCUGAUGGCAGUUCCCUGACAAAACUGCACAAACCUCUUUCGUUGCGGAUGACAGUGGGACAAAAUUCAUGAGUGCAGACAUUGUGGGCAAUGAUAGGUCUAUUUUAUCUCCUUGUUUCUCUGUACACCCUUAGCAUUAGGCUAAUUGUGUUCUACAUUUGUAUGAGCAUACUCAAGCCUUGCAUAUUUCUCUGCUUUAUCCCAGGAAUCACCCUUUGGGACCACGACUCGCUUCAGAAGGACUUGUGUAUCAAACCGCAACCCAAGGCUGAGUAUGAAAUCAUUGCAUCUGACUCCAUCGAUGAUAAGGCCUCUGCCCUCAAUGUCUCAGCAUCAAUCAAGGCCAGUUUUUUGGGGGGAUUGGUUGAAGUGGGUGGAUCAGCCAAGUUCCUUCAAGACACCAAGAAGUCCACGAAACAGGCCAGAGUCACUCUGCAAUACAAAGCUACCACCAAGUAUUCACAGCUGACCAUGAGCCAUUUGGGGAUCCGAAAUGUCACUUAUCCAGCUGUUUUUGAGCAUGGCACAGCCACCCAUGUUGUCACUGCCAUCUUGUAUGGAGCCCAGGCUUUCUUUGUGUUUGACCGAAAUGUCUCUUCUUCUGAGUCUGUGCAAGACAUACAAGGAAGCCUCCACGCUGCGAUCAACUUGAUUAAAAUCUCUAUCAAAGGGGAAGCAUCUGUUGAGAUGGAGGAGAAGGAGAAAGCCCAAACGGAGAAUUUCAGCUGCAAGUUCUAUGGGGAUUUUUCUUUGGAAAGUAAUCCGGUGACUUUUCCAGAUGCCAUGAAAGUCUACAGCGAUCUGCCCCAAAAGCUCGGGGAGGAUGGCGAGAAGGCUGUGCCUGUCAGAGUUUGGCUGUACCCACUGACCAAGCUAGAUUCCAGAGCAGCUAAGAUGGUGCGUGAGAUCAGCUUAACACUGAUCUUUGAUGCUCAAACUGUCUUGGAGAAUCUGAAUGAAAUCAACAUGCGAUGCAAUGAUCUGGCUAUGACUCCUGCUGCUGAAAAGUUCCCAGAAUUAAAGAAGAAAAUCAAUAGAUUCAAGAAUCUCUGCAAGCAGCACAGGCAGACUUUCCAGAAACACCUGGCAGGAAUCCUGCCUUUGAUCCGGGGAGGGGGGAAAGAGGAAAGAGUUCUGGUGGACAUUUUAAUGUCCAUUAACCAGUCUCCCUUCAACAGCCAAAGACUCAGUGAGUUUUUGGAUGCCAAGGAACGAGAGAUUAAUUUCGUGAAUUCUUACCUUAGUAUCCUAAGUGGAAUGGAAGUAAUCUCCUCCCAGAACAAACUGGAAGAAAUCGUGCUAAACCCUGCGAAUGAGUUUGUUGUCUCAUUUACCUUCACUUCUUUACAUGAUGAGGAACCAUUUUUAGCCACCUUACAAGACUGGCUUCAGAAAGAUUUUUUUCAGGAAACAGCAAAUUCCACCAGUGGCCAGUCAACACCCAAGAACAAUAAAGCCUGGUUUGAGCACCAAGAGAGAAUUCGGAAGGCUCGUAAAGCUGCCAAAUCCAUUACAGAUUUUGCCCGGGUCAAUAAAUCAAAUGAGAAUACCCGGUUCCUUGUGGCUUCUGUCCCAGAUCAGGACAACCCAGGUGCUUCCAUUUACCUCUAUGAAGAUGGGGAGAUGCUCAGCAGCAACUUUGAGCUGCCCUCAAAACCUCUCCCUGCCCUGGUUGGCCGAAUUGGACAUGAGAGUGUGCAGCUGACAUUUAAACCUGCGGAGUAUGGGAGGGCUGCAAUCUCUAGCUAUCAAGUAGAGUACAAGAUUGCAGGAAAAGAAAAUUGGAAGAUUGUGAAUACUGACGACAGUCAGGAGACAUUCCAAGUGAGAGGGUUGAGCGCAAACACAGAAUACCAAUUCCGAUACAGCACUAGGAGCAAACCAGGACUUAGUGAGACCAGCAAUGUGAGUAAAUCUGUACAGACACGUCCUACCAGCCCUCCUGGGAAACUGAGAGUGAUAAUCGCAGAGUCUUCCACAAUCACUGUAGCCUGGGAGAGCCCAAAGGUCAUUGGACAGGGAGCUGUUAUAAAGGAAUACAAAGUGGACUACAGUGAAGAGGCUGGAGAGGCAAAAAGCAAAGACAAAGAUGAAUGGGCUGAAAAAAGAACAGGGAAGAAAACAGAGUUCUGUGAGAUUGAUGGUCUGAAGCCCCAGACACCCUACAGAUUCAGAGUCUCAGUCAUGUGUGCCGGUGGGGCUGAGAGUGAGCCCAGCAAAGAGAUUGAGGUUUCCACAUCACUGGAAGGAGACGAGAAGAGAAUAGCUUGUAAAUACCUCCAAGACAGCACCCGCGUGGAGGAUGGGCCACCAGCAGUGUAUGCUCUGCCACUGGAGCCCAUACAGGAUGCCUCUGGAUCCUGUCUAACAUACCAGCUAGGGAAAGAGAACAUUCAGGUCCCCAACAAAGUGAUUAUGGUGAUGGGGGCAACAGGGUCAGGGAAAACCACUCUCAUCAAUGGGAUGAUCAACUACAUCCUGGGCGUGCAAUGGGGAGAUGAUUUCCGAUUCAAACUUAUUCCUGAAAAUACCAACAGAAGCCAAGCUCAAAGCCAAACAUCAGAAGUGACUGCCUACGUUGUCCACUACUGCAAGGGUUUCCAAGUCCCCUAUUCCCUCACCAUUAUUGACACUCCAGGAUUUGGAGACACAAGAGGAAUAGAGCAUGACAAGUUGAUAACAAAGCAGAUCCGGGAGUUUUUCUCCUCCCCAGGGGGCAUUGAUCAUAUAGAUGCCAUCUGUAUUGUCGUCCAGGCUUCUUUAGCUCGUUCAGCUCAUGCCCAGAGAUACGUCUUUGACUCUGUGCUCUCCAUCUUUGGCAAAGAUAUAAAGGACAACAUCCAAGUCCUGAUCACAUUUGCAGAUGGACAGACCCCUCCUGUUCUCGAGGCCAUUAAGGAAGCCAAUGUACCAUGCGCUAAGGAUGCCAAGGGCACCCCUGUGCACUUCAAAUUCAACAAUUCAGCACUGUUUGCCAACAAUCCUGUGGAGCCGGGAGGCAACUUCAAUUUUGAUGAAAUGUUUUGGAAAAUGGGCACCAUGAGCAUGAAGACCUUCUUUGAUUCAUCCCACACGCUAGAAAGCAAGAGCUUAACAUUGACAAAGGAAGUGCUCAGGGAGCGAAAAGAGCUUGAAGCUGCUAUUGAAGGGUUGCAGCCCCAAAUCAAAGCUGGACUGGCCAAGCUGGAAGAACUGAGGAAGACGCAGGAAGCCCUGGACAAGCAUAAGGUUGACGUGGCGGCAAACAGAAACUUUACGUAUGAGGUAGAGGUAACUGUACCAGUGAAGACAGAUAUAUCUGGCACGGGAGGAUACGCAACUAAUUGCAUGAAUUGUCAUUUCACCUGUCGCUACUAUCCUAGUGGAAAUUUUUUUUUUUUUUUACUUCAGAACACAGAAAGAUGCACACACUGUCCAGGCCAGUGUGUGCGGAGUGCACACAUCAUUCAGAAAUACAAAUUUGAAUACACAACAAAAAAAGAGAGCAGGACCUAUGAAGAAAUGAAGCAAAAGUAUGAACGUGCCUCUGGUGAGGUGAAGACCACAGAGAAAUUGCUUAAAAAUCUUAAUGAGGAAUAUGAAGAAGUGAAACACAUCUUAGAAGAGCUUAUCCAGAAAUCACCUCAAAACCUCCAGCGCCUUCAGGCGAUUGCACUGAAGCCCAACCCACUCUCUACCCCAGAGUACAUUGAUCUGCUCAUCAUGUCCGAAGAACAGGAGCUGAAGCCUGGAUAUCAGGAGCGAAUCCGGUCCCUGAAGGAAGUGAGGGAAGUAGCUGAGUUAAUACAGAAAAUUGCCAACAAGGAGCCUCUGCUGCCUGGAGAGUAGAAGCUGUAUGAUCAAAGUGAAGUAAAAAAAGUCCUCUCUAUCAGGCAAAAUUAGGAAAAUGGGGAAAGUUGUUCCAAACUGGUUUAAAUAAGUGGGUCAUAUAUAGCUUUUCAGGCACCCUUUGUUUGCUUUUGGCUAUCAGCAGAGAGCUCAGGUUCUGUGAGUGUAAUUCAGACCAGAGUCUCUUGCUCUCUGUGCGUAUUUGGGUGAAGGUGGCUAUGGAAACAUUUGUACCUGUCGUGAGGUGAGCUUAUCCACUUCUUCAUUUGCCUGGCCAGUUUCGCUCGGGGAAACCUGAUCUUUAGUGCUGAAUCAGAACUAACAGCAAUCGGGUUUUCUGUGGAAUGCCAUUUGUUCUGAUUUAGUGUUAAAGAGCAGGCUGGGGGUAAGCAGUGGGGCAAAGGCAAAAUUGCUUGGAGCUGUGCCUGGAAAGUGUGAGACGAGAGGAAAACUGCUCAGAACCAUGCUUCCCAGGCACGAAACAGACAGAAGUGUGAAGGAGCCCUUUGCUGCUGCAGACAAAAUGCUUCCCAGUCAUUGUUCCUACCAGCUUAUUGUCUAAUUGGUGUUGGGUGAAAUGCUGUUCUCUCCAGGGAUUUGUAUUAUCUCCGAUGACUGCCAAUAAUAAUAAUAGGGAAAGUGAAUGGGGUCUCAUAUGGAAGUGCUGCUUCUAACCACCACAGCAUAAGAAUGUGCCCAUAAAUCUGCCUGCCCUAGCAGUCUUUGGAACGUGAUUGGAAACUUGGGGUGUUGCAGGAAUGCUCUUGACAGGAGCUGAUUAUGGCUCCUUUGUUCUAGCAAGCUUUUGACCUGCCUGAUUGAUCUCUCUCCCAUUCUGAGACAUUGCUUAUUCUGUAUUGUUCCUUAUCCAUAGAAUCUUAGAAUUGUAGAGUUGAAAGAGACCCUGAGGGUCAUCUAGUCCAACGCCUGCAAUGCAGGAACUCAACUAAAGCAUCCAUGACAGAUGGCCACCCAACCUCUGCUUAAAAACCUUCAAUAAAGGAGAGUCCACAACCUUCAGAGGCAGCCUCUUCCACAGUCAAACUACUCUUACCAUUGGAAAGUUCUUCCUAAUAUUUAGUCAGAGCUCCUUUCUGGUAACUUGAAUCCAUGGGUCUGGUUCCUACCCUCUGGAGCCCUUCAGAUAUGAAGAUGUUUCUCCUGUCUCCUCUUAGUCUCCUCUUCUCCAGGCUAAACAUACCCGGCUCCCUCAACCGUUCCUCAUAAGGCUUGGUUUCCAGAGUAUAUUUUCAACUGGCGACUGAUUGGAAUCUCUGUGGGUGUGAUUACUUGUAAUAUUUCAUAGAAUCAUAGAAUCAUAGAGUUGGAAGAGACCACAAGGGCCAUCGAGUCCAACCCCCUGCCAAGCAGGAAACACCAUCAGAGCACUCCUGACAUAUGGUUGUCAAGCCUCUGCUUAAAGACCUCCAAAGAAGGAGACUCCACCACACUCCUUGGCAGCAAAUUCUACUGUCGAACAGCUCUUACUGUCAGGAAGUUCUUCCUAAUGUUUAGGUGGAAUCUUCUUUCUUGUAGUUUGGAUCCAUUGCUCCGUGUCCGCUUCUCUGGAGCAGCAGAAAACAACCUUUCUCCCUCCUCUAUGUGACAUCCUUUUAUAUAUUUGAACAUGGCUAUCAUAUCACCCCUUAACCUCCUCUUCUCCAGGCUAAACAUGCCCAGCUCCCUUAGCUGUUCCUCAUAAGGCAUCGUUUCCAGGCCUUUGACCAUUUUGGUUGCCCUCCUCUGGACACGUUCCAGUUUGUCAGUGUCCUUCUUGAACUGUGGUGCCCAGAACUGGACACAGUACUCCAGGUGAGGUCUGACCAGAGCAGAAUACAGUGGCACUAUUACUUCCCUUGAUCUAGAUGCUAUACUCCUAUUGAUGCAGCCCAGAAUUGCAUUGGCUUUUUAGCUGCUGCGUCACACUGUUGGCUCAUGUCAAGUUUGUGGUCAACCAAGACUCCUAGAUCCUUUUCACAUGUACUGCUCUCAAGCCAGGUGUCCCCCAUCUUGUAUUUGUGCCUCUCAUUUUUUUGCCCAAGUGCAAUACUUUACAUUUCUCCCUGUUAAAAUUCAUCUUGUUUGUUUUGGCCCAGUUCUCUAAUCUGUCAAGGUCGUUUUGAAGUGUGAUCCUGUCCUCUGGGGUGUUAGCCACCCUCCCAGUUUGGUGUCAUCUGCAAAUUUGAUCAGGAUGCCCUUGAGUCCAUCAUCCAAGUCGUUGAUAAAGAUGUUGAAUAAGACCGGGCCCAAGACAGAACCCUGUGGCACCCCACUAGUCACUCUUCUCCAGGAUGAAGAGGAACCAUUGAUGAGCACCCUUUGGGUUCGGUCAGUCAGCCAGUUACAAAUCCACUGAGUGGUAGCAUAGUCAAGACCGCAUUUUACCAGCUUCUUUACAAGAAUAUCAUGGGGCACCUUGUCAAAUGCCUUGCUGAAAUCAAGGUAGGCUACAUCCACUGCGUUCCCUUCAUCUACCAGGCUUGUAAUUCUGUCAAAAAACGAGAUCAGGUUAGUCUGACAUGACUUAUUUUUCAGAAAUCCAUGCUGACUAUUAGUGAUCACAGCAUUCCUUUCUAGGUGCUCACAGACUGUUUGCUUAAUCAUCUGCUCCAGAAUUUUCCCUGGUAUUGAUGUCAGACUGACUGGGCGGUAAUUAUUUGGGUCCUCUCUUUUCCCCUUUUUGAAAAUAGGGACAACAUUUGCCCUCCUCCAGUCUGCCGGGACUUCGCCUGUUCUCCAGGAAUUCUCAAAGAUGACUGCCAGUGGUUCUGAGAUCACAUCUGCCAGUUCUUUUAAUACUCUUGGAUGCAGUUCAUCUGGCCCUGGAGACUUGAAUACAUCUAAACUAGCCAAGUAUUCUUGUACUAUCUCCUUAGUUAUUCUGGGCUGUGUUUCCUUUGCUGAAUCAUUUGCUCCAAAUUCUUCAGGUCGGGCAUUGUUUUCUUUAUCGGAGAAGACUGAGGCAAAGAAGGCAUUGAGGAGUUCAGCCCUUUCUGUGUCCCCUGUUUGCAUUUCACCAUCUUCUCUGAGUGACCCCACUGUUUCUUUGUUCUUCCUUUUGCUACGAACAUACCCAUAAAAGCCUUUUUUGUUGCUUUUAACCUCUCUAGCAAGCCUGAGUUCAUUCUGUGCUUUAGCUUUUCUGACUUUGUGUCUACACGUGCUGGCUAUUUGUUUGAAUUCCUCUUUGGUGGUUUCCCCCCUUUUCCAUUUUUUGUACACAUCCUUUUUAAUCUUAACUCAGUUAAAAGUUCUUUAGAUAGCCACCCUGGCUUCUUUAGGCACCUUCCAUGUUUCCGUCUCAUUGGUAUUGCCUGACGUUGUGCUUUUACUAUCUCCCUCUUAACAAACUCCCAGCCAUCAUGAACUCCCUUUCCUUUUAGUAUUACUGUCCAUGGGAUCUCACCCAGCACUUCCCUAAGUUUUAUGAAGUCGGCUUUCUUAAAGUCAAGAAAUUGAGUCCUAGUAUGCUUGGCUGCUCCUUUCCGCUGUAUAGUAAACUUCAGAAGAGCAUGAUCACUCGCGCCUAAUGAUCCUUCCACUUCUACCCCACUAACCAGGUCAUCAACAUUGGUUAGGACCAGAUCUAAAAUGGCUGUUCCUCUUGUUGCUUCUCCCACUUUCUGGACAAUGAAGUUGUCUGCAAGGCCAGUGAGGAAUCUGUUUGACCUUAUGCUCUUGGCUGAGUUUGACAUCCAACAAAUAUCCGGGUAAUUGAAGUCCCCAUUACUACUAUCUCCCUUCCUUUUGCAUGCUUGGCCAUCUGUUCCAGGAAGGCAUCAUCUAUGUCCUCCGUUUGGCUUGGGGAUCUAUAGUAAACUCCCACAAUGAGGUCACUGUUAUUCUUCUCUCCCUUAAUUUUGACCCAAAUGCUCUCACUUUGGCUUUGAGGUUCUAAAUCUUGGAUCUCUUCACAGGUAUACACAUCCCUGACAUAUAACGCCACUCCUCCUCCUUUCUUGUCUGGUCUGUUUCUCUGAAAUAGAUUGUAUCCCUCCAUUAUUACAUUCCAAUCGUGGGACUUAUCCCACCAGGUUUCAGUGAUGCCUAUUAUGUCAUAUUUAGUUUGCUGUACCAAGAGCUCAAGCUCAUCUUGUUUAUUUCCCAUGCUUUGCGCAUUAGUGUACAGACAUUGAAGUCCAUUAAUCAUUCCUCCGUGUCUCUUAUUUAAGGAUUUUUUCCUCCCACCACUAGGUCUGCGUGCAGUUUGCUCCAUUUGGUCUAUGACAUUUGAAUGAUCAUCUUCAUCAAUUGAUAGACUCCUACC
Messenger RNA from Podarcis lilfordi (Lilford's wall lizard), 14212 nucleotides. The record is from the annotation of a GenBank genome assembly. Lineage: Eukaryota; Metazoa; Chordata; Lepidosauria; Squamata; Lacertidae.